Messenger RNA from Neomonachus schauinslandi (Hawaiian monk seal), 1341 nucleotides. RefSeq names its product ectodysplasin A receptor (gene EDAR). Gene Ontology annotation, molecular function: signaling receptor activity. Gene Ontology annotation, biological process: positive regulation of canonical NF-kappaB signal transduction; positive regulation of JNK cascade. Lineage: Eukaryota; Metazoa; Chordata; Mammalia; Carnivora; Phocidae. The record is from RefSeq and is a predicted model, not a curated record. Bases 1 to 1341 code for a protein of 446 amino acids. The transcript has 11 exons. Gene Ontology annotation, cellular component: plasma membrane.
AUGGCCCACGCAGGAGACGGCAAGCGGGUGCCCUGGCUCCCCGUGCUGGUGGUGUUGCUGCUGUGCUCGGCCAGAGCAGAGUAUUCCAACUGCGGUGAGAAUGAGUACUACAACCAGACCACGGGGCUGUGCCACGAGUGUCCGCAGUGUGGCCCGGGGGAGGAGCCCUACCUGUCCUGUGGCUAUGGCACCAAAGAUGAGGACUAUGGCUGUGUCCCCUGCCCGGCGGAGAAGUUUUCCAAAGGAGGCUACCAGAUAUGCAGGCGCCACAAGGACUGCGAGGGCUUCUUCCGGGCCACGGUGCUGACGCCGGGGGACAUGGAGAAUGAUGCUGAGUGUGGGCCGUGUCUCCCUGGCUACUACAUGUUGGAAAACAGACCCAGGAACAUCUACGGCAUGGUCUGCUACUCCUGCCUCCUGGCACGACCCCACACCAAGGAAUGUGCAGGAGCCAGCUCCGGAGUCUCUGCCAACUUCCCCAGCACCUCUGGCAGCAGCACCCUCUCUCCCUUCCAGCACGCCCACAAAGAACUCUCAGGCCAAGGGCACCUGGCCACAGCCCUGAUCAUUGCCAUGUCCACCAUCUUCAUCAUGGCCAUAGCCAUUGUCCUCAUCAUCAUGUUCUACAUCAUGAAGACAAAGCCUUCUGCUCCAGCCUGCUGUACCAGCCACCCAGUGAAGAGCGUGGAAGCCCAAGUGAGCAAGGAAGAGGAGAAGAAAGAGGCCCAAGACAGUGUGGUGAUUUUCUCUGAGAAGGACGAAUUCGAGAAGCUGACCACAGCUCCAGCAAAGACCAAGAGCGAGAACGACGCGUCAUCAGAGAACGAGCAGCUGCUGAGCCGGAGCAUGGACAGUGACGAGGAGCCUGCCACCGACAAGCAGGGCUCCCCAGAGCUGUGCCUCUUGUCGCUGGUUCACCUGGCCCGGGAGAAGUCGGCGGCCACCAAGUCAGCCGGGAUUCAAAGCCGAAGGAAAAAGAUAUUGGAUGUGUACACCAACGUGUGUGGAGUCGUUGAAGGUCUCAGCCCCACAGAGCUGCCAUUUGACUGUCUCGAGAAGACGAGCCGAAUGCUCAGCUCCACGUACAACUCCGAGAAGGCCGUUGUGAAAACAUGGCGCCACCUUGCCGAGAGCUUUGGACUGAAGAGGGAUGAGAUUGGGGGCAUGACAGAUGGCAUGCAGCUCUUCGACCGCAUCAGCACGGCAGGCUAUAGCAUCCCAGAGCUGCUCACAAAACUGGUGCAGAUCGAGCGGCUAGAUGCCGUGGAGUCCUUGUGUGCAGACAUUCUGGAGUGGGCCGGGCUUGUGCCCCUUGCCUCCCAGCCACCCAUGACAGCCUGA